Messenger RNA from Pseudonaja textilis, 1547 nucleotides. It is a transcript of the gene AGPAT5, whose product is annotated as 1-acylglycerol-3-phosphate O-acyltransferase 5. The record is from RefSeq and is a predicted model, not a curated record. Gene Ontology annotation, cellular component: endomembrane system; mitochondrion; endoplasmic reticulum. Gene Ontology annotation, molecular function: acyltransferase activity. Gene Ontology annotation, biological process: phosphatidylinositol acyl-chain remodeling. Lineage: Eukaryota; Metazoa; Chordata; Lepidosauria; Squamata; Elapidae.
GGUCGCGGUCGCCGCUUCCCACUCGCCCUCCUCAGCGUCGCGGAGAUGGAAAAAAAAAGGGGGAGGAGGAGUGAUGGCAGCGCCGGCUGAUUGAGGGCGCGGGCUUCCGUGAGCUCCACCCGGCUGCCUCUCCGUGCUCGCCCAUGCUGCUUCCGCCUAGGCUGCGGAGGGCCAUGCGGCCGAGGGCUGAGGCCGUCCUCUUCCUUUUCCUCCUUCUCCUCCCCUCCCUCGGCAGUAGUCGGAGCCCCCAGUCACCAGAAGGAGCAGAGGCGCUUGAGUGCAGCGGCGAGAGGAGCUGAAGCCAAAUCGCGCCCCGUGCCAAGAGCCCCGGGCGGAGGAGAGAAAAUGCUGCUGUCGCUGCUGCUGCACACUUACUCCUUGCGCUACGUGCUGCCCGCCGCUGUGAUGCUGGGCACCGCGCCCACCUACAUCCUGGCCUGGGGGGCCUGGCGGCUGCUCUCGACCCUGCUGCCCGCCCGCUUCUACCACCAUGUAGACGACCGGCUCUACACUAUCUACCAGAGCAUGGUGCUCUUCUUUUUCGAGCACUACACCGGCGUGCAGAUAAUUCUGUAUGGUGAUUUGCCAAAAAAUAAAGAGAAUGUGGUAUGGAUAUCAAAUCAUCAAAGUGCAGUUGAUUGGAUAAUAGCAGAUAUGUUGGCCAUCAGGCAAAAUACUCUUGGACAUAUUCGAUAUGUUUUGAAAGAUGGAUUAAAAUGGCUUCCUUUGUACGGGUGGUAUUUUUCUCAGCAUGGUGGAAUGUAUGUGAAACGAAGUGCCAGAUUUAAUGAAAAGAAAAUGAGGAACAAGUUGCAUAUGCAGAUGAAAACAAAAACUCCAAUGUACUUUGUGAUUUUCCCAGAAGGAACACGUUACGAUCCAGAGCAGCCCAAAGUCAUUGCAGAUAGUCAGGCAUAUGCUGAUAAGGAAGGUCUCCCAGUACUGAAACAUGUCCUUACUCCACGGGUGAAGGCCACUCACGUUGCUAUUGAUUCAAUGAAGAGCUACUUAGAUGCAGUUUAUGAUAUUACAGUAGCCUAUGAAGGUACUAUAGACCAUAAAGGACAAAGGAAAUUGGCACCAUCCAUGACCGACUUUCUUUGUAAGGAGUGCCCAAGACUUCAUAUCUAUUUUGAACGAAUUGAACUAGAAGACAUUCCAAAAGAACAAAUAUUUAUGAGAAGAUGGCUUCAUGAACGUUUUGAAGUCAAGGACAAAUUGCUAAUAGAAUUUUAUGAUGCAAAAGAUUCUAAAAGAAGAAAUAGGUUCCCUGGGAAAAGUGUUCAUUCCAAACUAAGUCUCCAGAAAACAGUGCCAUCCUUAUUAUUUUUAAGCGGCUUGACUGCCAGCAUGCUACUGACAGAGUCUGGAAGGAAACUUUACAUCAAAACAUGGAUAUAUGGGAGCUUAUUAGGCUGUCUUUGGGUCAGUAUUAAAGCAUAAAAACUGCACUUUCAUUCAGUGGCUUUUCUCUCUUGCUUUGCACAUAGCAUCAAAUUCUUUCUUAAAUUUAUAUUAAACAUUUAAAUAAAUUCUUAUCAAUUGAA